Molecule: messenger RNA, 1722 nt
Organism: Octopus bimaculoides (California two-spot octopus)
Lineage: Eukaryota; Metazoa; Mollusca; Cephalopoda; Octopoda; Octopodidae
Product: transmembrane protein 98
Cellular component (GO): endoplasmic reticulum
Source: RefSeq, a predicted model, not a curated record
AGACACACAAGUCCAUAACCUCUCUCCUUCUCCAUCAUAUUCUGUGUUUCUAUCACCUCCUAUCUCUGCUACUCUCCCCCCCUCUCUCUCUCUCCUUUAAUUACUUUUCCUUACUUUUCCCUCCUCUAAUCAGCAAGACCACUUGCUGGCCGUCGAGUUGGUGACACUUAACGGACCGGUUGUCAUCGGAUUACACAGGAAAAAUAAUUAUUCUCGCACUAAACUUUAUCAGAUAUGACUUACUCAUUGCGCUGUGGACUUUACCAGUUCCCAAGUCAUUGAUAGCUUCAGAGAGAGAGGUUCCAGGUAGUUCCACCGAAUCAAACAAGAAUGGAGAGUUUAAAUACAGUGGUAGCACUAGCCAUUGGUAUUUUAGCUGCAAUCACCAUUGCAGCAGUUGUUGCAUUGGUAGUGAUUUGCAAAAACUGUCAUUGCAGACAUGUUGAUCUUAUUACCAUGAUGCACAAAGAAAGCAGCCCCAGUGUCCAGCUACUUCGGACAUUGGGCAGUGGUGGUGGUGGUGGUGGUGAUCAGAUGGAUCCAGAAGCCAACACGGUGGAACUGGAUGACAUUGAUUUCCUCAAUACCAAGCUGGAGGAGGUUCUACGAGAUGAACAUUAUAUUGAAGAUGCUACUGGUUUGGUGCCACACUGCAUUGCCAUACUGAAGACAUGCCAUUACCUCACAAACAAACUGGUUGCUAUGGCAAUGAGCAGCUCUCAGCAGAUUCACACUGCAGAAUCAAUGAAUGACAUAGUGGCUGUGACAAAACGGAUUUGCCCAAGGGUCGAUGAUGUUGUUCGUUCCAUGUACCCACCACUUGAUCCCCGUCUCCUUGAAGCCAGGUGUACAGCCCUUGUAUUAUCCCUGAAUCACCUUGUCUGUGUUGUGAAGAAUGCCUACAGCUUGGCUGGAACCCUUGAUUGGACUGAUCAGUCCUUAGCUGAUGUUGAGGACCAUUUGAAGGUGCUGAAAGAAGCAAGUGUCUGCUUUGACAUGAACGGCUGUCUCCCCUCAGUAUCUUCUACGGAGGAGAACCACAACACUCUACAGCAACCCAUCAUACUGCCUGUCCAGGUCAAAGAUGAAUCUUCACAAGUUUAGCCUUCAAAUACAGACCUAUUCAUACCUGUAUAUUAUGUGUGUGUGCAUGCGUGCAAUUAUAUGUUUGUAUAUAUGUGUGUUUGCAUGUAUAUAUUAUGUAUUACAUAAUGUACAUAUAUAUAUAUGUAUAUGUGUAUAUAUAUAUAUAUAUAUAUGUAUAUGUGUAUAUAUAUAUAUAUAUAUAUAUAUAUAUGUAUAUGUAUAUGUAUAUGCAUAUCUAUAGAUAGACAGGUGCAGGCAUGGCUGUGUGGUAACAAAUUUGCUUCCCAACCACAUGGUUCCAGGUUCAGUUCUACUGCUUGGCACCUUGGGCAAGUGUCUUUGACUAUAGCCUCAGGCUGAAUAAAACCUUAUGUGUGUGUAUGUAUAUAUAUAUGUGUGUGUGUGUGUGUUAGUGUGUUUUCUCCCUACCACCACUUGACAACCAGUGUCCAUGUGUUUACAACCCCUUAACCUAGCAGUUCAACGAAUGAAACCAAUAAAAUAAAUACCAGGCAUAAAGCAAUUUACGUACUGAGAUCGAUUUGUUUGACUAAAAGUCUUUGAAGUAGUAUCCCAGUAUGGCUGCAGUCUAAUGACUGAAACAAGUAAAAGGUAAAAGAUAUAUAUAUAUAUGAA